GUACGAGAUACGACAGAGAAUCCCAACUGCCUCAACGGCCACUGAAGUGUCCAGUCCGCCUAAGGACCCGUUCAGGAGAAGCGGCCACUUAAGAAGUCCAAUGUCCCGGUUCCAUUUACAGCUCCCUGCACGCCAGAUGCUACCAUGGCUACCGGUUGGACCGCAUACGCCUACUAUCCCUCCGUGGGAGGGGCGGCCGUCAUGAUCAUGCUGUUUCUGGGCGGCAUUUCCAUCUUUACCUACCAGCUCAUUCGGACACGCGCAUGGCUGACAAUUGCGGCUUUGAUCGGAGGCCUCUUUGAAACGGUUGGCUAUAUCGGUCGAGCCAUGUCAGGCAACCAAUCCCCCAAUUGGACUCUGGGUCCCUAUAUCAUCCAAAGCACGCUUCUUCUGAUUGCCCCGGCCUUGUUUGCCGCCACCAUCUAUAUGGUCCUCGGCCGGAUCAUCGCCCUCGUGCACGGAGAGCACCAUUCGAUCAUCCGACUCAAAUGGCUGACCAAAAUCUUCGUGGUGGGGGAUUGUCUGUCCUUCUUGAUGCAGUCAUCCGGCGCCGGAAUCAUGGUGCAGUCGAAAUCAGCAACGGAUAACACGGGCGAGAAUGUCAUCAUCGGGGGUCUUCUGGUUCAGAUCCUUUUCUUCUGCUUCUUCCUCGUGGCCGCCGGCAUCUUCCAACGUCGCAUCUACCGACACCCCACCGUCCGCUCCGAGUCGCCCAUGAUCCCGUGGCGCAAGCAUUUCUUCUCGCUAUACGCGUCCAGCUUCCUGAUCCUCAUUCGGUCGAUCGUGCGCUUCAUCGAAUACAUCCAGGGACAGGACGGGUACGUGAUCACCCAUGAGGCUUUCAUCUACGUUUUCGAUGCGGUGCCCAUGUUCCUGGUGCUGUGUAUCUUGAUUCGGGUCCACCCCAGUGAGAUCAACGGGCUGUUGGGGAAAUCCCGCGUGGCCGCGGUGGGAAACGGCCUCCGCUUUGUAGAUAUAUCUCCGGCACUAUAA
Molecule: messenger RNA, 993 nt
Organism: Aspergillus ibericus CBS 121593
Lineage: Eukaryota; Fungi; Ascomycota; Eurotiomycetes; Eurotiales; Aspergillaceae
Product: RTA1 domain-containing protein
Exons: 3
Coding region: 145-993 (282 amino acids)
Cellular component (GO): membrane
Source: RefSeq, a predicted model, not a curated record